AUGGAGAAUGAGACAGUAAGCGAACUAAACCAGACACAGCUCCAGCCACGAGCAGUGGUUGCCCUAGAAUACCAAGUGGUCACCAUCUUACUUGUGCUCAUCAUUUGUGGGCUGGGCAUUGUGGGCAACAGCAUGGUAGUCCUCGUGGUCAUGAGAACCAAGCACAUGAGGACCCCCACAAACUGCUACUUGGUGAGUCUGGCAGUGGCCGAUCUCAUGGUCCUGGUGGCCGCAGGCCUACCCAACAUCACAGACAGUAUCUAUGGUUCCUGGGUCUAUGGCUAUAUUGGCUGCCUCUGCAUUACUUACCUCCAGUAUUUGGGCAUCAAUGCUUCCUCUUGUUCAAUCACAGCCUUCACCAUUGAGAGGUACAUAGCGAUCUGUCACCCCAUCAAAGCCCAGUUUCUCUGCACAUUUUCCAGAGCCAAAAAGAUCAUCAUCUUUGUCUGGGCUUUCACAUCCAUUUACUGUAUGCUCUGGUUCUUCUUGCUGGAUCUCAAUAUUAACACCUACAAAGAUGCUAUUGUGGUGUCCUGUGGCUACAAGAUCUCCAGAAAUUACUACUCACCUAUUUACCUAAUGGACUUUGCUGUCUUUUAUUGUGUGCCCAUGAUCCUGGCCACUGUCCUCUAUGGAUUUAUAGCUAGGAUCCUCUUUUUAAAUCCCAUUCCUUCAGAUCCUAAAGAAAACUCUAAGACGUGUAAAAAUGGCUCAACUCAUCAGAACAAGAAUCUGAAUUCGAAGACCUCUAAUAGGUGUUUCAACAGCACAAUAUCUUCAAGAAAACAGGUCACCAAGAUGCUGGCAGUGGUUGUAAUUCUGUUUGCGCUUUUAUGGAUGCCCUACCGGACUCUUGUGGUUGUCAACUCAUUUCUCUCCAGCCCUUUCCAAGAAAAUUGGUUCUUACUCUUUUGCAGAAUUUGCAUUUAUCUCAACAGUGCCAUCAACCCAGUGAUUUACAACCUCAUGUCUCAGAAAUUCCGCGCAGCCUUCAGGAAACUCUGCAACUGUAAGCAGAAGCCAAUGGAGAAACCCGCUAGCUACAGUGUGGCCCUAAAUUACAGUGUCAUUAAGGAGUCGGAUCACUUCAGCACAGAGCAUGAUGAUAUCACUGUCACUGACACGUAUUUGUCUGCCACAAAAGUGACUUUUGAUGACACCUGUUUGGCUUCUGAAAUAACCUUUAGCCAAAGCUGA
Eptesicus fuscus (big brown bat) is the source of this 1197-nucleotide messenger RNA. It is a transcript of the gene TRHR, whose product is annotated as thyrotropin releasing hormone receptor. Lineage: Eukaryota; Metazoa; Chordata; Mammalia; Chiroptera; Vespertilionidae. Gene Ontology annotation, biological process: phospholipase C-activating G protein-coupled receptor signaling pathway. The coding region runs from base 1 to 1197 and encodes 398 amino acids. The transcript has 2 exons. Gene Ontology annotation, cellular component: membrane. The record is from RefSeq and is a predicted model, not a curated record. Gene Ontology annotation, molecular function: thyrotropin-releasing hormone receptor activity.